AUGGUCGACGACUGCUUUGUCACAAAGAUACUAUUAGCUCGGCCCCUACCGAAUCCUGAGGAUAUCAUUUAUAAUUGCAAGCGCAUACCUCUCCUAACAUCCACAUCGCAAUAUUUAUAUAAAGUACCUACCUAUUGCAAAAACUAUCCUUUGUUUCCCAGAUUGUACUCAAUCUACGCUGCAACUAUAUAUCCAUAUAUUUAUUAUUUGGCUCUGUUGUGCAGAUUACAUUCCUGUCUUCGCCUCGGGAUUGAGUUGAAUCUUAACGUUCCUAGUAGUAAGAUUAAUACUAGAUCGAUGCUUCCGACGACGGCGGCAUCCAUGAGUGAGCAGGAGUUCUAUCCAUUCAACUAUUUCAUCAUUUCCAAGUCAUCCUCCCAGACUCUAGGUCUCUCGGUGAAACUAAUGACGAGUUGUGGAGUUGCAAUAUUGGCAUCAUUUGACUUUGUGUCUAACCCGACGAAAGACUCGUUCUGGGUCAGGGUCGGGCAGACCGCUUCACCUACAUUAUAUGUAACGUAUAUGUUAGAUCAAUAA
Ustilaginoidea virens is the source of this 537-nucleotide messenger RNA. RefSeq lists its product as uncharacterized. The coding region runs from base 1 to 537 and encodes 178 amino acids. The transcript has 6 exons. The record is from RefSeq and is a predicted model, not a curated record. NCBI's taxonomy places the organism in Eukaryota, Fungi, Ascomycota, Sordariomycetes, Hypocreales, Clavicipitaceae.